GUGGGGAUUAGCCCGGUUAGUUGUACGUCGCAGACGUUCUUGCAGUUGCAUCCGUGUUUGUAUCCGGUGCCGAACGUGGAUGAUUAUGUGAUGGGGGAGGAGCCGUUUUCGGUGUUUCCGUCGGGGAGGGUUGUGAAGUCGGAGGUUAACGUUGGGUUGCUUAGGAGGUGGUAUGAGACAUGCCUUGAGACGCACGGGACGAAGUGUAGUCAGCCUCCUUGGCUCGCGCCGGAUACCUCAUGGCCUGCUAGGCUUCGGCUAAUCGAUGUACGUCGGCAAUGUCUUGUUGAGAUGUCAGAUCCGUGCCCUUAUUUCGCGCUUAGUUAUGUAUGGGGUGACGAAAUGGGCCCUUUCCAGACAACCCUUUCGAAUAUCGAGGAAAUGAAAACACCAGAUUUUCUCCGAAGUCAACCGCUACCGAAGACCAUCGUGGAUGCAAUAGAAUUGACUAAUCAGAUGGGGGUAGAGUUCCUUUGGGUUGAUCGGCUGUGUGUUAUCCAGGAUUCUGAAGUCGAUAAAGCCAUUCAGAUUCCUCAGAUGGACCUAGUCUACUCGAGGGCAGAAUUAACAGUUGUCGCAGCAUGCGGCACAGCAACUGAUGGACUUCUGGGGAUCAACGGCACAAUCCGUACCAUCAACCAGCGCAUAGCACGUGUGUCUAAAGAUCUAAGCCUAACAGAUGUCCUUCGUCUCGACCAAGAGUACCAGGAUAGUAGGUGGAAAACACGAGGAUGGACAUUCCAAGAGGGCCUCUGCUCCCGUCGGACUCUCAUCAUCGCUUCCGACCAAGUAUUUUGGAGUUGUGAAACUUCCAAAUGCUGCGAGACCAUCGCCUUCGAGGCCUUUCCCACUGCCGUCGCCCCCAACGACAUCACUUACUCGGUGCUAUCCGGUCACAAUGUUUUCGGAGAAUUUGGGGGUGGUAACAAUUUCGCGUACAGCGAGUUAAACUCGAUGAUCAAGGGGUACUGUAAUAGAAAGCUUACCGUGCAAGCAGAUGUUUUGGACGCGUUCUCAGGGGUAUUAAGGAGGGUUGGAGUUAAUACGGGACACGAAUUUCACUGGGGUCAUUCCGUCUCGACAAGAUUUGACGAGAGCUUAGCUUGGAACAAUAUCGUCUGGUUUCCGGAUCGCAAGUGGGAGUCACACCAGCUUCCAGAGCGGCGACGGGAACUACAUCGUGUGAUAUCGAGUGAUGGGACGGUUAAUAGGGUACAGUUCCCUAGUUGGUCUUGGCUCGGGUGGAAUCACAUAUUAGGGGUGAACCGCGCCGCGCCACGGCAGGUUGUGCUGGAGCCGGAGUUGAAUAUUAUGAAGCUCAGUAUGGAUGGAAAAGCUGCCCCAUUACGUUCAUUCCCAAAAGAGAAGCAAUUUGAGUCCGCAUCGAAGAUCGACAUGUGCGGUAUUGACAACACGACUUCAGCGGGCUGGAAGGAGAACACGACGAUCGACCCUAGCUUACUAUACCAGAACAACGAAGACGGAGAUUUCAAGGACUCGGGCCGCCUUCUCUUUUGGACGAGCCACGCGGUGCUAAUCUUGGAAGACAACAAGAUAUAUAACGAUAAGAAAGAGGAGGUUGGCGAACUAAACCCAUUUCUACCAUCCCAAGCACCCAAGCUAUCCGGGAAACAUUCGUUCCUUGUAGUAUCGCGGAAGCACAACGAUAACAGCCUCAAGGUUCUCAAGGCGGAGAGGAAACUUAACGUCUUGGUCGUAGAGUGGGAUGACCCUUUUAGGCGUGUUGCUUCGCGGAUUUGUGCGGGCGAAGUUGAUGAAGAGGCUUGGGUUGGGCUUGGGGAGGUACGAGAGUGGAUAUUGGUGACGCUGGCAUAAUCUAGGAUAUAAUUUGCAACUUGUUCAACUUGAAGCCUAGUAUUUUUAUCCAGUGUCAGCGUUCCUAUGGACCGUUCCAG
This is a messenger RNA of Daldinia vernicosa, 1916 nucleotides long. RefSeq names its product heterokaryon incompatibility protein-domain-containing protein. The coding region runs from base 91 to 1836 and encodes 581 amino acids. NCBI's taxonomy places the organism in Eukaryota, Fungi, Ascomycota, Sordariomycetes, Xylariales, Hypoxylaceae. The record is from RefSeq and is a predicted model, not a curated record. The transcript has a single exon.